AUAAAUGGCGCAAAACCCAUCAAGGCCGUUUGUAAUGCAAAGGGUAUACUGUGGCAUAAAGUAAUCAGUAUAACAGUACUGAGGGUUGCGCGUAAUGGAUAUAAAAGCCGAGUUGUUUUUCUUGGUAGUGAAGCUGUUAGAAGAUGAGGGGUGUGAUAUUGCGGCUGAGUCUUUGAAAAGAUUCAUUGACGAUAACAAACUGUUGCCUUCUCGUAUCAACACUGUCGGUGUCCCAUUUGACAACACAUUUGAUAACUAUAAUAGCCUUCACAAUCUAAGCAAGCCGUCUGUUUUGGUUGAAUAUUACCAGCUGCUGGUAAAGUUAGUGCAUGAUAGUAACAGAUGUGCUUCCCACCUAAAAACCCUAAUCGGAAUUCAAAAUAAAUUUGAAAAGGCUUUCAGCACAAGGCGCACAGAUCUUCAUAUAGUCUCGGAAGAUCACAAAAAAUUACGGAGGCCUUUAAUAAACCAUUUACAUCAGCAUUCAAAGCUGCAGUUCCACAUUCUUGCUCACCGUACGGCAAUUUAUUGUUUAGAGUUUGAUAAGCGUGGGAAUUACGCUUUCACAGGAUCCGACGAUUACACCAUUAAAAUCUGGUCUGUAAAAGGAUCAAGUACACCGUCAUGUACCCUACGCCAUACUCUUCGAGGUCAUGUUGCUGAAAUAAUUGAACUAACUGUAUCUAUCGAUAACCAUUUGCUCGCAUCAAUAGAUUCAAACUGCUGUCUAGUAAUAUGGUGCCUGAAAACUGGACAACCAGUAGUAGCUGUUCGUGGAUCACGUAAUAAUCGGGUACUGUCUGGUCUCGCUUUCCUCAAUGUACCUAAAAAAUUGGGGCCAAUGAACAAAGAUUCAUCGAAUUCGAAUGAUGUUAAUCAUCCUUCUGGUAUGCUCAUAGUAUCAUCCUUUGGUGGUUAUCUUCACAUCAUACCUUAUAUUCACACCGUUUAUCAUGCUCAUCGUGACGAUGAGUUCGGUAAUGUAGCUAAUCAUUCUGAAAAUAGAUGGAUUUGUUGUGCUGUCCAACUACUUCCUACGAUUCGUUUUACAACAGCUCCUGAAGGUACACCAAAUAUAUAUUGGCCAUCCAUUGCAUGUAUUGAUGUCAGUCCUGGUGGACUCUUAGUUGCAGCCGGUUGUUCAGAUCAACGUAUUCGUUUGUAUCAGUUCAUGAAUCCACUCAAACCCGAACCAGCUGGUGUACUGGCUGCUCAUGAGGAAAGUGUCAAUAGCGUAGCAUUCAGUCAUUCUGGAUUAAAAUUGGCCACCGGCAGUUCAGAUGGUGGAAGUUGUUGGCUUUGGAAAUUUCAAGCAGGUCAAUGGAGAAGUAUGACGUUACUAUUUCGUAAAAGGGUGAAAUGUCGACCUUGUCUUUUAAUUUGGUCAAUACAUGAUCAAUACUUAAUUGCUUCAAUGAAGAAUGGAUCAGUUUAUAUAUAUUUUGGUCAUAGUGGGCAAUUGGUCACCAUUAUUGAAGGACAUGAAGGUGCAAUUCACGCUGUAUCACCAUCACCAUUUGAUGAGAAUAUUUUAGCUACAGGUGGAGUUGAUGGUCGUUUUCAACUGUGGAAUAUUUCAAAUCUUCGACGUUUUCAACAAAACCCACAACAUGAUGAAGAUAAUCACCAAUCAAUAGAUAAACCUUUAUUAUUCCAUUAUCGAUUUCCUCCUGGUGAUUUAGAUAUCAUACAAGGAUUAGUAUGGCGUUUUGACAAUCCACCAGAUGAUCAACCUAUAUGGUCUGGUGCAAAUACAACUGCAGUCAAUCGUAGAACUACUCGUGAUAACCUACAAUUAUCUGCAUUAGAUCCGUCAAAUCACACAAUUGAUUUGCUAACUGACAAUACUACUAAUAGCACUAUUAGUAGUAGUAACAAUUAUGCUAAUAGUGCAUCUUCUCAUCGUGCAUUGACAGGAUCUCGUUCUCAGUUGAAUAAUACUGCUACUAGAACAAGUUCAUUGUCUAAUACAAAAAUGCAAAGGAUAACCGCUUGUCGUGCAAUACCUACCAUUGAAGGUGUUGGAUUUCUUGUGGUUACUAAAAGUGGUGUUAUGUCUUUAUUCUCUCCGGCAGACGAGUCUACAACAACUGGUUCAUCAUGUAAAUAUAAUAUUCAGCCAUCACCAGUUGAUGAACAGUUUCUUCAUUGGGAAUUGGAUACAGCGGAAUGGAGAGAAGUUGUACCCGAUCCUAGUAGUAGUAAUAAUACUAAUAACAAUAGUAAUUUUAAUUCUAACGUACUUCGUAUCUAUGAAAAUACUCUACAGGCGUUAGGAAGUCCACCAGCUCAACAGUCAGCUAAUUCACCAUCAAACGGUCGAGUUAAUUUAUCACGAGAAAAUUCACAAAAUAAUCAUCAUAGGGAAUUAAUCAAUAAUCAUAACAAUGACAAUGAUAAUAAUAAUUCUGGUCGAAUCAUUCGUUAUAGACCUCCUCCAGCUGUACUAUAUGAAAUUAUACAUGCACCUAGCGGUGUACCAUUUCAUCGAUUACCACCGGGUUAUUUGACCAAUUUAAGAGGAUUCCCAUAUCCAUCAAAACGUCAGUUACAAAUACCAGGUCGUAGUCAUUUAAUACAACCAUCAGAUUUAUUACCAUCAGUCACAUUAGAUGAAGAAACUGGUGAAGAUAUUGUUGUGGAUGAUAUUCAAUUUUGUUCAAAUGUUCCAAUAGAUUAUUGUCCAACACCUGAAUUAUCUAGUACUCAACCGAUUUAUGGUAAAAAUUAUCUUUGGUGUUCACCAUGGUUAACUAAUAAAACACCAUUGAUAGAACCUUUGGAUUCAAAUGAAUUGAAUUUAAAGUUCGUUGAACAGCAACAACGUUAUGAAGAUGAAAGAAACUUCUUUUCUGCCGGUGGUGAACCUGUUGUGUCUUUCGGAGACGAGUUUAAUAGUUCAAAACAUUCAACUGAACAAAUUAUUAUUAUGCAACCAGAACGAAAUUGUUUCCGCCAAUCACAAAUAUCUUGUCAAAAAUCCUCUUCUCUUUCAUUAUCAUCAUCAAUACAUUACAAUAAUGAAAGCAACCAUAUAACCACUAAUCUGUCAUCAACUAUUAUUUUCAAAGAAAAUAAAGAAACAGAUGCAUCACCGGUGGAAAAUCAUUGUUCAAAUCAAUUCAAUAAUAUUUCCGAUGAUACAUUGAAUGAAUCGAACAGUUCCAGUAUUGCUGGUCCGUCAUUUCUCCAUACAUAUUUAAGGAAAACAAAAAAUGAAGUAAAUUCGACUAAGACUCUACGUGUAUCAACUAGAUCUGAAACAGUACCUCAAAAUAAAUCAAAUCAAAUUUCAACCUCGAUUUUAUCUCCGAUGGAUGAACAAGAUGAUGCUGAUGAUCAAGAUGAUUCAUCUGAAGAAUCUGAAUGGUCAGCUCAUAUCGAUGUUGAUAUUGGCUGGUGGAGUCGGCAACGUCGUCGAAGAACUAGACGUCAAGUUAACACAAAUGAUGUAUUAGCUCCCAAUGAUACUGAACAAUUGAGUUCAAACAUUUUGAAUCGUACAGAGAUGGAUCUUGAUAAUGAUGAAACAAAUGAAGAUCUAACUUCUUUUUAUGAUGUUGGAGAAGCAUCUCUUUCUUCUGGUCAUACAGACACAAAUCAAAAUGGACCAACUACUGAAGGAAGUAUCCGACGAUCUUUACGUCAACAACGUCGUCUAUUAGUAAAAAGAAGACUAAUGCGAGAAGCUAAAAAAGCAGAAGCAAGAGCUGCUCGUGCAGAAAUCGAAAAGAAAUGCUCUGUUGCUCGUAGAUCCAGACGUUUUCUCAAUCUAACAAGUGAUGAUUACAGUAGAAUAGAUGAAGAUUCCACUAGCCGGGAUACAUGUAUACCAGAAUCUUCUAGUCGUAGUCAAUCUACAGAAGCAAUUACACCUAUUCCCAUUGAUACAUCUUCUAAAAGAGAACGCCUUAAACGACGUUUAAUUCGUAGUCUUGAUUAUGCUGUGAUGUUAAUCACUAAUGGUAUUCGGGUAAUGUUUUAAUUGUAUCAUUCAUUUAUUUCUUAUUAUCAUCAUGAUCAUGAUCAUGAUCAUCAUCAUGUUAUACAUUUAGUCAUUAAUUGAUUUUCUUUACUUUGGAUUUCUCUUUUUUUCCCUCUUCCUUUAUUUUCUCUCUUUACUGUUGUUACGAUAUUAUCAUAUUUUAUUCAUUGGAUAAAAGGUGAAUAUGCAUGAUCUCAUUACAUACACAUCAUAUGAAAUAAUUAUUCUCGCCAUUCUUUUUAUUCUUUUUCUUUUACUCACCUUAUUGAAUUGAUUAUAAUAUGUAUUCAUUUUAUGUACAGUCGUCUGGGAAUCUUCAUCGUCAUUUUGGUGGAGUUUUGUUCUCUGGGUUGGAUGGUUUGGUCGUGGAGCUUUCAUCGUUCUUCUGAACAACAUCAUCAGCACAAACUUCAGAUAGAAGUGAAGUGUUCGGAUUUCUUCAUAUGUGUUUCACAGCUUGCUCUGCGCACCUCGAUGUUGAUUGGUUCUUAUUGACCAUAAAUUUAUCAUUGUUUACUUCUUUGUUUGGUUGUGUCUCCAAAUGGGAGAAGUGCACAGAACAAGCUGUGAAACACAUAUGGAGAAAUUCGAACACUUCACUUCUAUCUGAAAUUUGUGUCGAUGAUGUCGUUCAGAAGAACGAUGAAAGCUCAACGACCAAACCAUCCAGCUCAGAGAACAAAACUCCACCAAAAUCAUCCACCUGAGCUACAAAUCUUUUCCACCAUCUCAUCAUCAUAAUCUUUAUCCUUAUAUGCAUAAAUCUUUGUAAUGGAUUCAUUGGUUGCUUGAUUCAUUCAUUCAUUCAUUCAUACACUGCGUUUCAUGUUUGUUUCUGUUCAAAGUGUUUUGUAAACUGAAAUUGUUAAUUUUAGUCGCGGUAUUUCAAUCAUGAAUUGGUCUAUUUUAAUUUUUUCCUAUAUAACUAACUGUUUCACAUUUAAAAUAUGGAUGACUAUGAUAGAAGACAUUCAUUGAUGUAAGGACGUCUGGGUAACGUUGAAAAAUUUACAAUGAAAAACACUGACUAAUAAUUAAAAAAUAUCUAACUAAGAGUAGUUUUUUAUUUAAGCUGAAAAUUCCACAAUCUUCACAAAUCCCUCUAUGCUGAUAUUAACAGUUUACUAACCAGUGAUUGGCUUCAAAAUACGAGAUAUUGCAGCCGAAGGAGUACAACGAUGCCGAAUGUGAGGCAGUUUUACAAAAUAGGCAAUAAUGGGUGUUGUGGAAUGUCGUAAAUUGAUUGAAAUUUUACACGCAAACUAGUGGUUAAGUGUUUACGCACCAGAUCAGAGGUACUGUGUUCAAUUUCUGGAUACAUGGUCGUGGAAUCGUAACACUGAGAAAGUUCGUUGUAGAACGAAACAUGUGUUCAGUGCUUCUUGAUUCUCGUUAGUCCAUCUAACUAACAUCAAUUUGUGUUUUAAGUUAUGAAAAUUCUACAAUAUUCAUAAAUUCCCUCAUACUAAUAAAAUUUUUAUAUUUAUACAACCAUAGAAAUUUGAAUUCGAAAUUCACUGUACUUCUACAUAACUUUCUGAAGUUGUAAGUCAUCAAUGGAAGUAUUCAUUAUUAUGUUCACUGGCUUGUCUAAUACCAUCAACUAAAUAAACUGUUUCAUCAAAAAUUUAAUUCAAAUUUUGGUUUUUAAUAUACACCAAUCAGAUUCUCUCGUUUAUCAAUUAACCUUGAAUUGAUAUAUAUGAAUACUUACUUACUUACUUACGCCUGUUACUCCCAAUGAAGCAUACGCUGCCGACCGGCAUUCUCCAACCCACUCUGUCCUGGGCUUUCCUCUCUAGUUCCAUCCAAUAGUUGUUCAUUCUUAUGUCUGUCUCCAUUUCUCGACAUAAUGUGUUCUUUGGUCUUCCUCUUCUCCUUUGGCCUUGAGGAUUCCAUAUGAGGGCUUGCCUUGUGACCCAGUUGGGUGCUUUCCUCAAUAUGUGUCCUAUCCACUUCCAGCGCUUCUUCCUGAUUUCUUCCUCCACUGGAAUCUAGUUUGUUCUCUUCCACAGUAGGUUGUUGUUGGUAGUGUUUGGUCAACGCAUCCGAAGUAUUUUGCGUAGACAACUGUUAAUAAACACUUGUGUCUUCCUUACGGAGCCCCUCUGGGGUUACUGCCAGCCCCAAGCCCGGAUAAAGUAGGAGGGUUAGGCGUAGAGUUAGUGACCACAUCCCGUAGAAAACUAACUCGAUCAAAAAAGCUCUAACCAGAUAAUAUGAUUCAAACCAUAUAUGUGAAUAGCUCAGUGUAUAUAUGUUAUCCUUCCACGAGUUUGUAACGUAUCCAUUUUAUGGGUAAUAAUAAUAAAUAACGUUUUAACUUGAAAUCAUUGGAACAUUAUUUCAACAACAACAAAAAGUCAUUUAGUACUCUGUUAGGAUAGUCGGAAAUGAUAUAAUUAUAAUUAUUGGUCUAUUUUUCCGACUAUCCUAACAACUCAUAAAAUGAAAAAAAGUGUCAUUUGUGUAUGUUUUCAAAUUCCACUGACCGAUAAUCUUUCAUCCAUGUUAUUUGUAACAUUUGCUUACAAUGCAUAUUGUUAAAGAAUAUUCAAACUUGUUAAAUUUUAUUAUUUUGAUAUGAUGAUUAUAUAUAUAUAACUAGGAAAAGAUAAUUACCAACCAAUGAUAGAGAUUAUAUUAUCACUAGACCAGAUAUCCUAUCGAUACAAUAUACCAUACACAUAGGUCUGUUUAUCAUUUUGAAAAGAGCAAGAAUAAAGAUUCUUGUAGAAUAGCACUAAUUCAUUUUAUUUCGUAUAGUUCUCUUCAGCUGUUUACAACCUGUGAUGUUUAAAAAGACACCAUCACCAAAUGGGUUUACAUUACUUAUAUGAAACAGUUUAGUUAGAAAUUAUAUAGAAGACACAUUAUUAUUGUCAGUAUAGGGGUUGUGGAGAUCGUUAAGUUUUGAUUGAGAUCAUAAACCGAUUGAUGUUAGACCACCAUUGAAAACCUGGAAGCACUGAACGGCCGUUUCGUCCUAUUGUGAGACUAGCUUCGUGAGAAAAUUCUCGGAGUUCUGUUGAGAAGCUGUGAUCAGUGGAGCUAAUCCGUGUCGGGUAGAAACAGGUGUCUACCUCAGUACAAUGGAAGAUGGUUGCGUAACUUCGUGGAUUGGCUGAGGUUAGACAUUAACAUCAUUGGAUGCCGUCUCAGUUAUCCGGUAGGUUAGGCGUUCGCGCGCGAGACUGAAAACCCUGGGCUUGAAUCCCACGAUCGGGAUCGUGGAUGCACACUGCUGAGGAGUCCCACAAUAGGACGAAACGGCCAUCCAGUGCUUCCAGGUUUUCAAUAGUGGUCUAACAUCAAUCGGUUUAUAAUCACAAUCUAAAACUUAAUAAUGUCCACAACCCUUAUACUGAUGAUUUGAUAAUUGUUUAUGUUUGUUUAUAAUGCUUAUUUGUUUUUUGUACUAUUGGUAAUUUUCAUGAGUAAGUGUUUUCAUUUUAGACUUGCAGUAGAUUACCGUUAACUCGAAUACCGUUAGAUUGUUAUCUAUCUCCUGAAUGUGAAGGUCAUGAAGAAGAAUUAAAUAAAAAUCACUUUAUUCUUCCAAAUACUGAUGUUAAUCAUUGGGAUGGUCCUUAUUUUGAUUGGUUAUCUACUGUUCGACCAUCAGCUUCCCCUUAUCUACCUCAAACUGGAGAUCGCGUCGUCUAUUUAUAUCGUGGUCAUCAAGAUUAUUUAUCAAAAGCUUGGGAAUGCGGCAAUCUACCAUUAAUGGGUAAUUUAGAUCAACAAAAAACAAAUUCUCCCCCUUCCUUACCGUGGACUACUUGGCCUGAUUUACCACAAUUUCUAUGUUGUUCAGUGCAAAAAAUCACUUAUCAUAUUGUACGUAUAGCUGGUAAUUAUUAUCAUCCAUCAAAUGUUUCACGUUCAUCAUCAUCAUCCAUUUCAUCAGCUGUACAUUUAAAGAAAAGGACUAGAAAAUAUUUAAAUACUAAACUUUUACGACAAUCAAAACAAUUAAUUAAUUUGAAAGAUUUAAAAUUAUCUUAUCAUAAAGAAUAUAAAUCAACUAAUCUAGCUUCUACUUCUUCCUUUUCUAAUACUACUAAUACUACCACAACGUCUUCAUCAUCAUACAAUAAUGAUUACCCCAUUGCAUCGACUAGUCUCAGUUGUGGUAAUGCUUAUUCUUCAUCAUUAUUAUCAGAUGAUGGAGAUAGUUUUGUUCGACUUAUCACUUUACAGUUACAAAUUGAAGAGAAUCAACCUUAUAAAAAAUUAUCAUGUGGAAAAAUCAAUACUGAACAUUCUAAACAUUGUCAUGAUGAGAAACAACAAUAUCCCUCGAAUAUUAUUCAUGUUACUUAUCAUGAUGUAGAUGGAAUCUUAGAAUUUAUUAUACUUCGACGAAUAUUUGAUGCAUCAUUAAAACAGGAAUGGAAACCAGGUGAUAUGUUUAUAUGCCCUGUUGGUGGUGAUUCGUGGUGGCGUGGUCUCGUAAUUCGAAAUCUUCCAGACGAUGAUUUAUCAACAUUACAACCUAGCACUUCCCUAUUAGAAAUUAAUAAUGCAAUGUAUUCUUUAAACACUACAUAUUUAGUUCGUUGGUUGGAUGAGAAUGAACCAUGCUAUGAUGGUAUUACUAGUAGUGGUAAUGAUAUCACAAUCAAUGAUAACUAUUCACAUAAUUUAUUAGCUUUAUCAGAAACUAACCACACUGGAUCACUAAAUAAAUUACCAGAUAAUAUUGAUCAUGUUAAUUCAUGGGAUAUGUAUAAAUGGUAUGCAGAAUCUGCUGAUAUUGAUAACCGGUCAACUAAUACAACAGACUCAGAAUUUACAUUAUAUGGUGGUUUAGUUGAUGGUUAUGUACAUAUUUCUCAUGAACAAAUAUGUUUAUUAUAUGGUACUUCAAAAUUUUGGGAUACAACUAGUCAUUCAACUGCCUAUCUUGCAGAAAUUAAACGUCUCGUUGAGUGUAUAACUCAGAUCAUGCAAUUAGAUAUAAGUGAACAAUUUAUUAAUCCAGUUGAUUUAGCUGCUUAUCCUGAUUAUUUAUUUAUUAAUGUUUAUCCAGUUGAUUUAAAUUUUAUAUUAAAUCGUUUAUUAAAUGGUUUCUAUCGUCAAUCUAUAUCAAUUCAAUCAGAUUUUUUACAAUUACUUGAAAAUACUAAACGUUAUAAUUUACCAGGAUCAUCUAUUGUUAAAAAUGCUCAAUUCGUUUAUCAAUUAGGCUUGUAUUGUAUAGAAAAUAAAGUGACAUGUGAUGAAGUUUUACGCCAAUAUAAGCUUCUCACUUCUACCAAUAUGCCUUCUCCAAAUUUGGAGAACAGUAGUCAAAUCACCGCAAAAACUUCAUCGAAUUCAUUUAAUGAUAAUCUAACUGUUGAGAAACGUACCCGAACCAAGACAUGUCAUAUUGAUAGAAAGGAAAAAAUUGUAAAUAAAUGUUAUUCUUCUAAGCAAAGGAAAGAGAUUCACCGACGAAGGUCAUUAAGACUGAACCAAUCACUAUCCAAACGUUCAUAUAGUGUGUAUCUUAAUGAUGAUGAUGUAAGUAAUAAUUCAAACGAAUUAAAUAAACAUCAAAGACAUUUUCAAAUGGGAGGAAGAAUAUCUGCAAGAAAGAAAAUUUUGACAAAUAAUAGUUCAGUUACUUGUGGUUCUUCAUGGAUUUCUGAUGCUUUGAAUCUUAUCCAAGAACUGUUGAAUCAUCGUAGAAGUUUUUAUUUUCGUGUACCAAUUGAUCCUUUAGAAUAUCCAGAUUAUCAUAGUAUCAUUGAACGUCCAAUGGAUUUAUCUACUAUUCAAAAGAAACUCAUAAAUACUCAAUCAAGUUUGCAUUCACCAUCAUCACCAACAACAACAAAAUAUCAUAUUCGUAGUCGUAUCCAACAAGAAUAUAAUCCUAGCGAUUUGUUAUUUGAUUUAAAUUUGAUAGUAACUAAUGCAAAAUUGUAUAAUACUGAUCCUGAUACUCAAGUGUUUGAUGAUACUUUAUGGUUAGAAAAUUGGGUUAAUGAUGUGAUGACACCUAAUUUGUUACGAUUUAUUGAAUGCUUUGAUAAUUAUAAUACGUCUUCUUGUACGAAAAUGAAAUUGGAGGCAAUUUCUCAUCAAGACAUGAAGCAUGACGGUCAUUCUAGACGGCGUUCAUGUUCAACACGAUCUGGUAAUACUUCUAAUGAUGAAAAGAGCUACAUAAUAAAUGAUGUAACAUCAUCGCUAUCAUCACCAGCUUGUAUUAACACUGCAACAUCUUCGAUGACAUCUUUCACAACAGUACGUACUUCUAGUGGUCGGGUUGUUAGACCUCCACCUCGUGGUUCACAGGAUCUAUGCCCAUCUUUUUCCGAAGAUUAUGGUCAAAAAUAUAAUUGUUCAUUUGAGCAAAAACAAUCUCAUCAAAGAAGAAGAAAACUGACUUCAUAUUCUUCAGGGAAUAAUGCACAUUCUGUAAAUAAAUUAUAUUCCAGACAUACAAACAAGAGACGUCGUCGUAUUACAAAUCAGUCAAAAUCAAUAAGAAUGUCAAAUUCUUCAGAUCUAUCGAAUGCAUCUCUUCGUCGUAGUGCACGUAAAAGAAAAAUUGUUUCUAGUUUUAGUCACUUCUAUGGAUCAGAAGGAAAUGAUGAAUUCGACUGAUUUAACUGAUUAUAAAUGUUAAUCAUGUGAAAUGAUAAUGAUAACAUCAUUUUUGUAAAUUCUGUUUACUUUUUUUUUCAGUUUUAGGCAGCAUGUAGAUAUUCCCCAUUUUACUUUAGUACCAAUACUGUAAACCUGUUCAAUGUACUUUAACAACUAUUUAUUAUAAUUCUCUGUCCUUUACAUAUACAGAUAUAUGUCUUUAAUGACUGUGAUUGUUUAUAUAUAUAUAUAUAUAUAUAUAUAUAUAUAUAUAUAUAUAUACUUCCUUUUGUCUAUAUACUAAUUUCUGUCUAAUCAUUUGUCUUUUAUUCGC
Schistosoma haematobium is the source of this 10904-nucleotide messenger RNA. RefSeq lists its product as uncharacterized. The record is from RefSeq and is a predicted model, not a curated record. Gene Ontology annotation, biological process: regulation of transcription by RNA polymerase II; cytoskeleton organization; regulation of cell shape. NCBI's taxonomy places the organism in Eukaryota, Metazoa, Platyhelminthes, Trematoda, Strigeidida, Schistosomatidae. Gene Ontology annotation, cellular component: nucleus. Gene Ontology annotation, molecular function: protein binding. Bases 95 to 3985 code for a protein of 1296 amino acids. The transcript has 25 exons.